AUGGACUCCAGCUCAACGGCUCCCUCUGUGGACCUGGCAAACGGAGCAAACGGACAUGCUGGCCCCAAAGGCGUCAAUGGAUCAUCGUCUUCCUCACCAUCUCAUACCCGAGUGCCGAAGAGGCUGUACUCGCUCUCCACACCGCCGUCCCUAUCUGACUUUAAGACACUGUGCUCGCAAUCGACCAGCCGGGAGAUGUACCCGCUCGCGUCGGCCGUGGUGUCCAACAUCCCGAUCUACGACCUGCCGGACGAGGAUGGGGUCGACGACGCCGUCCUCGACGCGCUGCAGGACGAGUGGCACCACAUCCUCCUCUCGGGGCCCGGGGUGAUGGUGCUGCGCAACUUCAUGCCCGACCGGGCGCUGCUGGAGCGGGUCAACGACGUGUUUGCAGCCAUCAUCGCGGACGAGGCGGCCGCCGCAGCGGGAGAAGGAAGAAGCAAGGGCGACCACUUCGCGGCCAGCGGCACCAACGCGCGCAUCUGGAACUCGUUCCAAAAGCACGCGACCCGCGACCCGGCGUCCUUCGUGCGCUACUACGCCAACCGCUACCUGGCCGCCGUGUGCGCCGCCUGGCUGGGCCCGGCGUACCAGGUCACGGCGCAGGUGAACAUCGUGCGGCCGGGGGGACGCCCGCAGGUCCCGCACCGCGACUACCACCUGGGCUUCCAGACGGGGGAGGCGUGCGCGCGGUACCCGGCGGCGACGCAGACGGCGACGCAGUUCCUGACGCUGCAGGGCGCCGUGGCGCACACGGACAUGCCGCUGGCGAGCGGGCCGACGCGGUUCCUGCCCUUCUCGCAGCAGUUCGCGGCCGGGUUCCUGGCGUACCGCCGCCCGGAGUUCCAGGCGCUGUUUGAGGCUCGCUGGGUCUCCUGCCCGCUGCACAUGGGCGACGCCGUCUUCUUCAACCCGGCCCUGGUCCACGCCGCCGGCGAAAACCAAACCCGCGACGUCCACCGCUCCGCCAACCUCCUCCAGGUCAGCAGCGCGUUUGGCAAGACCAUGGAGUCCGUCGACACCCUGGCGAUGAUUUCUCGGUGCUGGGACGAGGUGAGGAGGAUGUACGACGAGGACACACGAGGCGGAGAAAGAAAAGGAGCAGGAGCAGGAGCAGACCUGUUGACCGGCACAAGAGUCGAGGCCGUCUUGAACGCCAUGGGCAACGGCUACCCGUUCCCGACCAACCUCGAUCGCCGCCCGCCGGCACCGGGCGGGAUGGCACCCGAGAGUGAAACUGAUGUCCUCCGGCGAGGGCUGCUGGAGGGGUGGAACAGGGAUCAGGUCGUGUCCGCCAUCACUGCCAUACGGACGGAUUCGAUGCCAUAA
Molecule: messenger RNA, 1329 nt
Organism: Fonsecaea erecta
Lineage: Eukaryota; Fungi; Ascomycota; Eurotiomycetes; Chaetothyriales; Herpotrichiellaceae
Exons: 1
Coding region: 1-1329 (442 amino acids)
Biological process (GO): fatty acid alpha-oxidation
Molecular function (GO): phytanoyl-CoA dioxygenase activity
Source: RefSeq, a predicted model, not a curated record